GCAGCCACCAAGGCCAUGAUGAGGGUGAACGGGGACGACGACAGCGUGGCCGCGCUGAGCCUGCUCUACGACUACUACAUGGUGCCCAAGGAGAAGAGGAUUCUCCCAGCUGGGAUGAUGGGACGCAAUGACCUGGCCAAGAGGCACUGCCAUGGGAUGGAUUUGGAGCCUGAGAUCCCCCCCUUCGAUGGCUCAGCCCAUCUCAUGAAGCUGCUCUCAGAAAACGUCUCCAUGAGCCAGGACUUCUGCGAGCUCCCCAAGAAGAAUGGCCUGAGCCUCGAGGGUGUCCCUGCCCCUCACAAGGCAGCCCUGCUCCCUCCAGGCACCAGCAAGCUGGAAACCACCCCAGACAAUUUCCUGGUGGCCCCAGGGGACGUGUAUGACAGCAGCUCCCUGAGCUCCCUGUUCGAGGGGCUGCCCAUGGCCCCGGCUCAGCAGCGCUGGCAGCCAGACAGCACCUUCAAGGAGGACCCCCAGGAGACGCUGCUCUUCAGCGAGAUCCUCAAACCCCAGGCAGAGCCGCCCUGCCCCGAGAGUUUCCCCACGGACGGGGUGAAGAGUGACUUUGAAUACACUCUGGGGUCACCCAAAGCCAUUCACAUCAAAUCUGGGGACUCUCCCAUGGCCUACCUCAACAAAGGACAGUUCUACCCCAUCACACUGCGGACAGCUGGAGACAGCAAAUGUUUGCACUUGUCCUCAAAUAAAGUGAAGAGCGUGGUGAUGAUUGUGUUUGACAAUGAGAAGAUCCCCACAGAGCAGCUGAAGUUCUGGAAGCACUGGCACUCGCGGCAGCCCACGGCCAAGCAGAGAGUCAUCGACGUGGCUGACUGCAAGGAGAACUUCAACACGGUGCAGAACAUCGAGGAGCUGGCUUACAACGCCCUGUCCUUCGUGUGGAACAUCCACGAGGAAGCCAAGGUGUUUAUUGGGGUGAACUGCCUGAGCACAGACUUCUCCUCCCAGAAGGGGGUGAAGGGAGUCCCCCUGAACCUGCAGAUCGACACCUACGACUGCGGCAGUGGCAGCAGCCAGCUGGUGCACAGGGCUGUGUGCCAGAUCAAGAUCUUCUGUGACAAGGGAGCAGAGAGGAAGAUGAGGGAUGAUGAAAGGAAACAAUUCAGAAGGAAAGGGAAAUGCCUGGACAACAACAACAACGGUCUGAAAGGCUGUUUGCUCUCUGGCUUCAGAGGGAACGAGAUCACCUUCCUGCGGCCCGAGAGCGACCUGGAGACGCAGCCGGUGCUCUUCAUCCCCAACGUGCACUUCCCCACCCCCCAGAGGUGUGGCUCGGUGCUCCCUCCUGCUGUUCCCAACUCUGCAAACAGGCUGCCCCUGAAGCGCAGCGGCGCCUCCUUCACCGACGACUUCGACCCCAUCCCUCCAAAGCACAGCAAGGACGAAGAUCCCCAGAGAGUGCUGCUCUACGUGCGCAGGGAGGCUGAGGAGGUGUUUGAUGCUCUCAUGUUGAAGACCCCGGACCUGCAGGGCCUCAGGACAGCUAUUUCAGAAAAAUAUGGGCUUCCUGAAGAAAGCAUUUAUAAAGUCUACAAAAAGUGCAAAAGAGGGAUCCUGGUGAACAUGGACAACAACAUCAUCCAGCACUACAGCAACCACAUGGCCUUUCUGCUGGACAUGGUAGAGGCAGAGAACAAGUUCCAGAUCAUCCUCAAGGAGCUCUAAAGAGCUGCAGGCAGCACUUCCUGGGACUUCUCUCUGAGCUGGCACGUGGGACCCCACAGAACUCAGCCCAUGCCCCUCUUGUUGCCUUGACUUGAACCCCCCUUGGCCCUGGGGCCGGGCCACAGACUGCUGUGAGAUCAUCCUGUGAACGUGGAACUUGGC
This is a messenger RNA of Catharus ustulatus (Swainson's thrush), 1845 nucleotides long. RefSeq names its product grainyhead like transcription factor 3 (gene GRHL3). Gene Ontology annotation, molecular function: RNA polymerase II cis-regulatory region sequence-specific DNA binding; DNA-binding transcription activator activity, RNA polymerase II-specific. Gene Ontology annotation, cellular component: nucleus. The transcript is spliced from 15 exons. The coding region runs from base 16 to 1683 and encodes 555 amino acids. Lineage: Eukaryota; Metazoa; Chordata; Aves; Passeriformes; Turdidae. The record is from RefSeq and is a predicted model, not a curated record. Gene Ontology annotation, biological process: regulation of transcription by RNA polymerase II.